GCGCUACACAAUAAAUAAAAUGUUCUAAAGUCCUACAAAAACAAUAACAAAAAAAUAUAUAUGCUAUGUUAAAAUAAAAGCCAAAAGUACCGUUAUGGAUAUUAACAGCAAAUACAGUACAAACUUAAUUUAUUUAGUGAAAAAAUAGAAUUUCCCAACCAUUGAAAAAUAAAACAACCCGCCCAGGAACCCGCUUAAUAGCGAUAAAAUGAUUUAAUCGCCGCAAGCGACACCACAACACUAUGAGAAUUGGUGACAGUAUUAUGCAGCGACCUCUGUGCACCCGAGUCACUAAAACGCUGUUGUUUUUACUUGUCGGCGCUGUGGCAGUAGCCAAUACCACGACCACCACGCCCACCAACAACCAAACCGAACCCCUACUAAUACCCACUAGCAUACCCAAUCAAACAUUUCCCUUCGUACGCAAAGGUGUGAAGAGUGAAACGGUGCAAACAUUUAUAGCGCCACGACGAAAUGACACGCCCAGUUAUGCCGAAUAUCAUAUCAUAUUGUUGGCUAUGCUGCCAAGCACCGAAGCGGAUACAAAUAAUGAUUGCUUUAUGGCGAAAAUGUUGCCCGCACUCGAGCUCGGUAUUGAUGCGGUGCAGCGGUAUGGUUUUCACGAAGCCUACAUUGAUUUUACGCUCAUAGCACGUGACUCCUUCUGUUCGUCGAUAUAUGGACCGAUCGGCUUUUAUGAAGUGCUGUUGCAACAGCCGAAUUUGAAUGCUAUCUUCGGUCUGCCGUGUGAAUAUGUUUUGGCGCCGAUCUCACGCUAUGCCGGCGCUUAUAGUAUACCCGUUGUAACGACGGGCGGUAGUGCUUCGGCAUUUGGUAAGAAGGCUGGUAAUUUUCCGACCUUAACGCGUCUACAUGGUACGCAGGGCAAUAAUUUGGGUAAUGCAGUGUUCGCGAUCAUCAACGAAUUCAAUUGGACGCGUACGGCAUUGAUCUAUGAAUCGGAUAAUAUCGAUGAUAAGGGUUAUUCGGUGUGUUUCUUCUGCUCAUAUGUGAUACAUGACAAGCUGGGUGCACGUUCAGUUAUGCAGCAGGGAUUCGAUAGGAAUACAUGGAAUGGCACAAAGAUCACCAACAUGCUGAAGAAACUAUCCAAGGAGGUGCGAAUUGUCAUUAUGUGUGCGGAACCCGAGAAUAUCCGCCGAAUCAUGUUGACCGCUGAGGAAUUGAAUAUGGUCGACAGUGGCGAAUAUGUGUUCAUAAAUAUUGAAAUGUUCUCGCACGCUUCACACAUCGCUUGGAGACCUUGGUAUGACAAAAACGAUACAACAGAAAAUAACGAACGCGCACGAAAGGCAUAUACAGCUAUACUGACUUUAACGCCAAAACAACCGGAUGAUGAGGCAUACACUACAGUUUCCAAUAAGAUCAAAACCAUCGCCACGGAGAAAUAUAAUUACACAUUCCAGGAAAAUGAGGAUGUCUCAUCCUUUGUAAUAUCCUUCUUCGAUGGCGUAUUGCUCUAUGCCAAAGCGCUCAAUGACAGUAUUCGUGAGGAUCCGACGGUGCUGACACGCCCUAUAAAUGGCACCGAUAUGGUACGACGUAUGUGGGGACGCAGUUUCAAAGGUAUUACCGGUAAUGUCACUAUCGAUAACAACGGCGAUCGCAUCUCAGCAUAUUCUUUACUGGACAUGAAUCCGCAUACGGGUAGUUUUGAAAUUGUUGCCGAUUUCAUACACAACCGCUUGGACUUUGUGCCAGGCAAGGAAAUACACUGGGCCGGUGGCCGCAAAGAACCACCACCUAGCACGCCGAUUUGUGGUUACGAUGGCUCACUGUGUCCAGAUAAUUCACUACCCGGUUAUGCGAUACUCUCGAUCAUACUCGGUGUCGUAGUUGUGCUGAUGACUGUCGGUUUCUUCUUCGGUUAUCGGCACUAUAAAUCAGAGGCGGAAAUAAAUUCCAUGACAUGGAAGGUUUCACUUAGUGAUUUAGUUUGUCCAGAUUUAGGUGGUCGCGGUAUACGCGGCUCCUUUCACUCACUCGUACGGCAUAGCUCGCAAUUGACACUCAUGUCCGAGGACUUGCGUUCGUUGUGCGGUGAUCGUCAAAUCUUCAUACCGGUCGGUAUGUAUCGUGGUUGUGAAGUAGCUAUUAAGGCUAUCGAAAAUCGUCAAAUCAAUUUGACACGUUCGCUUAUGUUGGAACUAAAAAGUAUGAAGGAUCUGCAGCAUGAUCAUUUGGUGAAAUUCUAUGGCGCAUGCUUGGAUCCACCGAAGCGUUUCCUACUCACCGAAUACUGUCCGAAGGGCUCACUGCAGGACAUUCUGGAGAAUGAACAAUUCCAGCUGGACUGGAUGAUUAAAUUAUCGCUGAUGCAUGAUAUUGUGCGCGGCAUGCAUUUUCUACAUAACUCGGUUAUACGUUCGCAUGGCAAUUUGAAAUCCUCCAAUUGUGUGGUGGAUUCCAGGUUCGUUUUAAAAAUCACCGAUUUUGGUUUGCAUACGCUAAAGCGGGAACGACCAGAAGCGGUGGAAAACGAUGUGGAGGACUGCAAUAGUCAUGCGUAUUGGAGUAAACUCUUUUGGACCGCGCCCGAAUUAUUGAAAAUUGGCAAUGAUCGUCCGCCAGAGGGUACACAGAAGGGUGACGUUUAUUCGUUUGGCAUAAUUGUACACGAAAUCACUACGAGACAGGGUCCAUUUUACCUAGGCAAGACUGAAAUAGAAAAAUCACCUAAAGAAAUUAUUCAACUAGUCAAAGCUUAUCCGGAACAUAUAUCUUCGCCAUUUCGCCCGUAUAUCGAUGAGCAUGAUGGAUACCUUGAUAUUAACAACCUCAUGAUCAAGUGCUGGGCUGAGGAUCCGCUUGAACGUCCCGACUUCAAUGCACUCAAAUCAAACAUACGUCGAAUCAAUAAAGACAACGAGACCGGCAACAUUGUGGACAACCUGCUUAAACGCAUGGAACUGUAUGCCAAUAAUCUGGAGGAGCUUGUCGAAGAGCGUACGCAAGACUACAUUGAGGAGAAGAAGAAAUGCGAAAAGCUCCUGUAUCAGCUACUACCGCAGAGCGUUGCAGCGCAGCUUAUCAGCGGACAACCGGUAGUUGCCGAAACAUUCGAUCAGGUCACCAUUUACUUCAGUGAUAUUGUCGGUUUCACCGCCAUCUCAGCCGAGAGCACACCCAUGCAGGUGGUGCAAUUUCUCAACGAUCUCUACACUUGUUUCGAUUCCAUAGUCGAGAAUUUCGAUGUCUACAAAGUGGAAACGAUAGGUGAUGCCUAUAUGGUUGUCUCCGGCUUGCCCAUACGUAAUGGUAAUCAGCAUGCGCGUGAAAUUGCACGUUUAGCACUGGCUCUACUUGGCGCCGUACAUAAAUUUAGAAUACACCAUCGACCGCAAGAUCAACUAAAGCUACGUAUUGGCUUGCACACGGGCGCUUGUGUGGCUGGCGUUGUGGGUCUAAAGAUGCCGCGCUAUUGUCUCUUCGGCGAUACGGUGAAUACGGCGUCACGCAUGGAAUCGAAUGGCGAAGCGCUACGUAUACACAUUAGUCAAAAUACCAAAUUGGCAUUAGACGAAUUCGGCACAUUCAUAACCACACAACGGGGUUAUGUACCCAUGAAGGGUAAAGGCGAAAUGCUCACAUAUUGGCUCGAGGGUGAAGUACCAAAACCGGAGUCACCUUCAGUGUCGGCACAACAGUUGCUGCACGGGCGGCGUUCCUCACUCAAACAUCCGCCGCAACGUUACAGUGUUAUGUUGCAAAAGCAACAUUCCGAGAUCUCAGAGGGUGAGCAGUUAACGCCAGCGACAAUAGUUGAACACAGUAGCAUACCGAAAACGCCGACUUUGCGUGUGAAGCGCAAAAUCUCGUCAUCAUCACCAAAAUUGAAUGGCAACGAAUUUAAACCCGAGGAUUUCAAUUACUAUCUGGAUAAUGUCAAACAACAACAAGACAACGAGCACAUAGUGACUAUGGGUAAGCUAACAAAUGGGCUCAACGGCGACAUUUACAGCAGUCGGUCGCUGCGUGAGCCACGUAAAGAUGCCAACAACGAGUUGGCCAAUCUACGUUUACCGCUAUCUGGUGCACUAAAAAAUCACAAUAACAAUUUAGCGAAUAACCACCGUAACAGCUUUACACAUCUAUUGCAAUCAAACUCGAAUUCCAAUCUAAGCGGCAUUCUACAUCCGACAACACCGGCAUUGGCACGCGUACGCCCGAGGCCAUCACCAAGCAUUUCCCCAUUGGUAUCAAGUGAACGUGCCGAUAAUGAUCAUGUGAUCAAUAGUCAACGCAUCAAAUUCCAAGUAGGCAUUAAAGUUGACGAACCACAAGAUAGCAGUAUAAAUGGCAGAUCUGAGCCAAAUACUUCAGCACAACUUUUACCUCGGCGCCCAUCACUUGAUGAAUCAUAUAGUGAAUCAAAUAUUUAUAAGCCUGAUGGUGUUGAUGAUGACGAAGACGACAUUGAUUUGCCAUUAAAUCACCAGUUGAAUAGUAGUAAAGCACGCUUGUUGGAAGGCGAAAAUCUAAAUAGCGUGGUAUUUACCAAAAAUGGUUGUGAUAGCGUAUGUAAAAGCAACAAUAAUAGCUAUAAUAACAUUGUAAAAGCAAAUAAUGCAAAGAAUUUGCAUCUUAUUAGCAAAGCUGUGCCGCCAAUGGAUAAUCAUGUGGGCGCAGGUACUGCAGACGCAGCAAAUACGGGUGCCAGUGUAGUGGGUAGUGCUGUAACUGUGGCCACACCUACUGCAGGGAGUGUAGCGCAACCGUUAUUGGGAAAAAUAAAUUCAUAAUUUGGUGUAAAUCAUUUUUUCAGCAACGAAUUUCACAACUGCAGAGCAAACAUGCAAUUGUAUUGCAACUGAUGUUCACUAAGUGGACGCCUACAUGUACAUAUGUAUGUAUAAUUAUUGCACGAAACACAACAAUGGUGCAGGAAGCACUUUGAAACUGAUUUCAGGUCUAUAAGUAAGUGGAAAUGUGAUCACAAGUUUCUCAAGUAUAAAUGAAAUUUAAACUCUUGUUUGUAUUAAAAUGCUUGAAUAUAUGUAACUUUGCUGAGUCCCGAAGCAAUUUAAAAUAUUUGCACAAGUAAACUAAUAUUACAGAAAUUCUUGUACUCAGUGCUAUUACAAACAAAAAAA
Molecule: messenger RNA, 5114 nt
Organism: Bactrocera tryoni
Lineage: Eukaryota; Metazoa; Arthropoda; Insecta; Diptera; Tephritidae
Product: atrial natriuretic peptide receptor 1
Exons: 8
Coding region: 243-4763 (1506 amino acids)
Biological process (GO): cGMP biosynthetic process; receptor guanylyl cyclase signaling pathway; protein phosphorylation
Cellular component (GO): membrane
Molecular function (GO): protein kinase activity; guanylate cyclase activity; peptide receptor activity
Source: RefSeq, a predicted model, not a curated record